Manihot esculenta (cassava) is the source of this 2403-nucleotide messenger RNA. RefSeq names its product rust resistance kinase Lr10. Gene Ontology annotation, biological process: protein phosphorylation. Lineage: Eukaryota; Viridiplantae; Streptophyta; Magnoliopsida; Malpighiales; Euphorbiaceae. The record is from RefSeq and is a predicted model, not a curated record. Gene Ontology annotation, molecular function: ATP binding; protein kinase activity; polysaccharide binding. The coding region runs from base 131 to 1993 and encodes 620 amino acids. The transcript has 3 exons.
UUAGCAGUUAAUGGAGGAUUUUUUUUCUCCACUAGGAAGUUACGCAUAGAACCUGACCAAUGUAAGAGAAUAAAAAUAGAGAAUAAAGCAUUAUUACACAAGGGGUUGCUGUAUAUUUUGUAGAUUUGAAAUGGUUAACUGUUUGGUUUGCUGCCUAUGUUUCAUUAUCUUUCUUGCAGAUCGUGGAUUAGGCUUUAAUGAUUGCAAUACAUCAACAUGUGGGAGCUUCGGACCACCAGUCCGAUUUCCCUUUCGAAUCAGAGGCAAGCAACCGCUCCACUGUGGCUCUCCUCAAUCUGAGUUUCAUCUUUCUUGCUCGGAGAAGAAUGAUACUGUGCUGCAACUGCCAAAUUCAUGGAAACUUUUCAUCCAGAAAAUUGAUUAUAAGUCUCAAGUAAUUUAUGCAAAAGAUUCAGGAGGUUGCCUUUUUAGACGGCUUAUUUCAAACUUGAGUCUGUCCGUUUCUCCCUUCGAGUUGAUGAAUACAAGAGAGAAUAUCACCUUAUUCAAAUGCCCAUCAAGGAAAAUAGAAGGUUGGUCUCAUUACGUAUAUCAGAUCCCUUGCCUUAGUGAUCUACACUAUGAUUUCCUCGGUUCCCGAUACUGUUUUAUUGAUAAUCCCAACCUAUUAUACUGCACCAAGAUACACCACUAUCCAGAAGUUGCACUCACGGAUAAUGUGGGGUACCGGGAAAGCAUUAUUGGAUUGAAUUGGUCCAAUCCACUUCUAAUAUUGAAUUGGACCAAUCCAACAUGUAAAUCUUGCGAGGCAAGAGGCAAGUACUGCAGAUUGAAGAUGAGCACCAUUGCUUCUGAAAUGGAAUGCUAUGGCAGCCUCAAACCAAGUAAAGGGGCAUCAAUAAAGUUUAUAGAGACAGGUGCAGUCCUAGGUUCUGUUCUUCUUGUAGCAGCAGUUGUUCUACUCUAUCGUAGAUAUAGUUUCAACAAGAUGGAAAAAGAAUUUCAGUCCAAGAUUAAAAGUUUUUUGGAUGACUACAUGUCUCACAAGCCUACUAGAUAUUCGUAUGCUGAUAUUAAGAGGAUGACUAGCCAAUUUAAAGAUGAAUUAGGCCAAGGAGCUUAUGGAACUGUGUUUAGAGGAAAGCUAUCUGAUGAAAUUCUAGUUGCUAUUAAGGUUCUCAACAUCUCCAAAGGAAAUGGAGAGGAGUUCGUCAAUGAAGUUGGAACAAUAGGCAAAAUCCACCAUGUCAAUGUGGUUCGUUUGAUUGGAUUUUGCGCUGACGGGUUUAGACGAGCUCUAGUUUAUGAGUACUUGCCAAAUGAUUCAUUGCAGAAAUUCAUCUCUCCAGCAGAUGACAAGAACCAUUUCCUUGGAUGGAAAAGGCUGCAAGAUAUAGCACUUGGCAUAGCUAAAGGAAUUGAGUAUCUUCAUCAGGGUUGUGAUCAGAGAAUCCUCCAUUUUGAUAUCAAACCGCAUAACAUCCUGCUUGACCACGACUUCAAUCCUAAAAUCUCAGAUUUUGGCCUGGCUAAGUUAUGUGCUAAGGAUCAAAGUGCAGUGUCCAUGACAACAGCUAGAGGGACCAUUGGCUACAUCGCACCUGAAGUGUUCUCAAGGAACUUCCGGAAUGUUUCGUACAAGGCAGAUAUUUAUAGUUUUGGAAUGUUAGUAUUAGAAAUGGUUGGAGGAAGGAAAAUUGUUGAUAUUACAAAGGACAGUGAUGAGCAAAUAUACUUUCCAGAAUGGAUUUAUAACCUUUUAGAAGAAGGAGAAGACCUUAGGUUCCAUAUUGAAGAAGAGGGAGAUGCUAAAAUUGCAAAGAAACUAGCAAUUAUCGGACUCUGGUGCAUUCAAUGGAACCCAGUCGAUCGCCCCACCAUAAGAGUUGUUGUUCAUAUGUUAGAAGGUGAAGGAGAGAAUCUAACGAUACCUCCCAAUCCUUUUAACUCUGGCAUUCAAACAAGGAAGAAACCAAAGAUUUCAGGGAAGCGACUCCAUUCAGAGUUGGAUGCCAUCUCAGAAACAGAAUAAAAGUCAUAAAUAACAUGCAUUUACAAGUACUUCUCAUCAUAGUUUCCCAAUAAUGUGUCGCUUAAGUUUGUGAACAAUUCAUGCUCAGUUGUCAAUGUAUUGUACUACAGAACUGAUUCAAGUCUUGCUAUUUGAACUUAGUAGCACUAGUAUGUUAAAAUUUACCAUAGAUCUUUGAUAAUCAUUUAUUCAAAUAUAAUUAUUUAUAAGUUAAUUAAACAUUUUCAGGAACUUAGAGGUUAGCUAAUGUUAUGUCAUAGAAGCAUUAUUUCAAACCACAAAGCAGAUAUAUCAUAAACCCAGAAAGGGAAGUAAAUUUAGCUGGACUUACAUGCAAUGUAUUCAAAUUCUUUCUUCUGCAGCCAUUUCUAAUAUCAAUAUCCCAAAUCUAUAGGUUCUUUUUUAAUUAA